AUCAUCAUCGUCGGCGCCGGCGUCUUCGGCUUAAGCACCGCCCUCCACCUCUCCCGUGCUCACUACACUAACAUCCACCUCUUCGACCUCCAACCCUUCCUCUCCACACACUACUCUUUCGCAGCCGGAAGCGAUGGUGCCUCCUGCGACGAAAACAAAAUCCUACGUGCAUCUUAUGGAGGUCAAGAACUCUAUCAACGGCUUGCAUUUUCCGCAAUGCAGGAAUGGGAGUGUUGGAAUAGGGAUAUGGCGAAUGAUCAGGAUACCCCUGAGGUUCUCAAGAAUACUGAAAAGUUGUGGGAUCGGUGUGGGUUCUUGAGGGUUGAAGAAGGGUUUGGAACGCAUGAAGUUGAUACGCAGAGGAAUUUCCCCGAGGAGGUUAGGGAUACGCAGUAUCGAGUUACUGAUGAGCGACGCAUCAGGGAUGCGGAACAGAAAGGUAUUCCGAGUUCGAAAUUUGACCCGUUUGAGCGCGUAAAGCGUGGUUUACCCACUGAUGGGAUUCUGGACAUGACGGCUGGGUAUACUCUAGCUUCUAAAGCUUGCACAUAUGCUCUUUAUCUUUGCCAGAAAGCAGGUGUAGUCCUCCAUCUUGGACCCUCUGUUGGCGAAUUUGAGUCAUUCCUCUACUCUGGCACCAACGUCACUGGUAUCAAGACGGCAGACGGCAAAUCUCACAAAGCAGCCUUGGUCAUCAUGGCAACAGGCGGGUGGACACCUUCCCUGCUCCCAGCAGCUCAACCCCUUCUCGAGACGACAGCAGGUACAAUCCUCACAAUCAAUCUUCCCAAAUCCCGUCAAGAUCUCUGGGACAAAUACGCACCAGCCAACUUCCCUGUCUGGAGCUGGAAUAUGGGUGGCUUUGAUGCCUCCUCAGAAACUGCAGGUGGUCUAUACGGCUUCCCACGUACUCCCGAAGGAGUUAUGAAAUUCGGCUUUCGCGGUGCAAAAUGGACAAACUAUACUCAUACAUCUUCUUCCGGCAACAAGAUCUCCUACCCGAAGACCGAUAUCCAAGAGAUACCUGAACGAGCAUUCGAUGUCGUCAAAGCCUUUUGCACUGAGAACAUGCCUGAUCUACUGGAUCUAGAACUUCAGCGUGGAAGAUUGUGUUGGUAUACUGAUAGUGUUGAUAACUCUUUUCUUGUGUCUUAUGUUCCUGGUCAGCGAGGUUUGAUAGUUGCGAGUGGAGGCAGUGGACACGGCUUCAAGUUUCUUCCAGUAUUGGGGAAACAUGUGGUUGAUGUUGUUGAGGGCAGGAAGACAGAAUAUACAGAGCUGUUCUCUUGGAGGGAUGUACCAAAGGGUAAAAAGAAUGGGCUUGAAGACGGAGAGAAGGGGUGGAGGACAUUGGAUAAGCAAAAGCUUGUGCAAAGAGGCAUGUGG
Aureobasidium melanogenum CBS 110374 is the source of this 1386-nucleotide messenger RNA. RefSeq names its product nucleotide-binding domain-containing protein. Gene Ontology annotation, molecular function: sarcosine oxidase activity; flavin adenine dinucleotide binding. The annotation marks the transcript as partial. NCBI's taxonomy places the organism in Eukaryota, Fungi, Ascomycota, Dothideomycetes, Dothideales, Saccotheciaceae. The transcript has a single exon. The record is from RefSeq and is a predicted model, not a curated record.